This is a messenger RNA of Pangasianodon hypophthalmus (striped catfish), 2303 nucleotides long. RefSeq names its product transmembrane protein 81 (gene tmem81). The record is from RefSeq and is a predicted model, not a curated record. NCBI's taxonomy places the organism in Eukaryota, Metazoa, Chordata, Actinopteri, Siluriformes, Pangasiidae. The coding region runs from base 1312 to 2091 and encodes 259 amino acids. The transcript has a single exon.
UGUGUAAUCGUCUCAUUUCGCUCCUGCCCCAGUGUCUUAGUGUGGUUUAGACUUGACAUUUUAAAACCUUCAAUGACUUCUUCUUGAGCCAUUUUAAUGAGGACUUGCUCAUGUGCUCUGGAUAAUUGCCUUUGUGCAUGAUCCAUCUGCUCUUCAGGUUUGAAUCAAGGCCUUUCAUUAUCCACUAAUUUUUUUUUUUUCUCUGUGUAUAAAAUUCAGCUUUCACGUUGAUGACAAGUCAAUCAUGACAGUUCCACUCCAAACUCUGACCACUGCUAUGUUGUGUUUUUUUUUUUUUUUUUUUUGCUGUGGAGCUUCCAGUGGUUGAGUGAGUCAUAGAUGCUGGAGAGUAUUUACACUUUACCUUAGUAAUGGAGAGGUUUGGGACAACAAUUCAUGAGUAAAUAGACAACCAACCCAGAUUUUCCACCACACGGCCUACAGUGUUCUGAAUGGUGGAGCUGGGAACCUCAGAGUCUGGGAACUAGUAAGACGAGUAAGCAUAAAUAUGUUAUUAUACAUUAUACAAUUCUCAAAUUAUAUUAAUGUGCUCAUUCUAAUAUGUUAUCAUUUCUAUAGUAACAGCUCAUUCACAGAGACUUGUAUGGUGGACAAGCUGCAUCGUUGAAGGCAAAAAAAUAUAUAUAAAAUCGUUGAGGUGGAGGUUUCAGUAAGGAGAUGUUUAUAUGACAUUUAUGGAAGGAGUCCCAGGUAUCAGGGCUUUGUAACAGUCAGUAGGUUUUCUGACAUUGCAGAGUCUUCAGGAGUUUGUGCUUUCUGGUUUUAAUCACAAGCUGCAUUUUUAAAUUCAAGAGAGAAAAAGAAUUGACUGCUGACGUUCCACAACAUGAGCAUGGUUAAAAAGUAUGACGUGUUGUUCAUUAAUAAAUCAAAACUUGUCAUCGUUGGCAAAUUGCUGCGGUAUGAGAAGAAUAAAACAAUUUGGGACACGCAGUCAUCGGAAAAUAAUUCUCAGCAACCCCAUGCUGGCCUAUUUUUCUAUGAGAACGUGCCUUGUCAAGUUUUAUUCCUUAUUAGCAACUUCCUCUCAUCUUCUGUGAUCAGACUGAAUUCGUCUGAAAUGUCUUCAGAUUAAAUAUUUACCUCCGAACUUUACUGCCAAAGGUAUAAAUAUUGGUGUGGUCUUAGAGUCCAUUCACUUACACUACAGCUUACAUCAUUUAAAAAAAAAAAAAAAAAGCAGCAGAUAAAGCAGCAAAGGUAAAGUGCACUGUGUAUUUAUUAGCAAUUUAAACAAGUGAUCGUUUUUUUCUAAUCUUGUCUACACAGGGUAACAUCUAACUUCAUCCAAUGGAGCCCCCAUUAAUGUGCUGCUUUGCUCUCUUUCUGAUUCUGCUGCAUUCCUGCAGCCAGUGUGAGGCUUUUAGGGGUGUGGAUCUAGAAGAUCUGGCUUCCAACAACACAUGGGUUAUCGCUUACAGUUCAAGCUGUAGCACCACCUGCGGACUGGGCCUCCGUACCCAGAGGCUCUGCCCUUUGGGGACCGAUAACAAAGCUGACUCCCUGGCAUGCAGAGUUCGUCAGGUCCAGUGUUUGGACAACUGGCAGUGUGGGCUGCAGACUCAAACAGCCACCACAGGGCAGUAUCUGGAGCUGGACUGUCUUGAAGAAGUCAUGGAAGCCAUGGGCCGCUUCGCCUUCGUGGUGUCGUGGCACUUUGCACGAGGGGUCAUCACCACAGAUAACCGCUUCUUCAUGCGGCGUGAUGUCCCAGGGCUGGACAGGGUCAUCCUGAAUCCGGUGAAAGAGGAGGACGCUGGGACGUAUCGCUGUGACGUGCUGGACACAUCUUACCACAGGGUGAAGAGGAUGUACAAAGGACUGAAGGUUUUAUCUGCUCAUGUUCUGAGCCUGAACUUCGCUAAGGGUUUGACGGAGUGGGAGAAACCCGGAGAGAUUAAUGUAACGGUCAUCACUGGGAAACUGUAUCCCAGCAGCACUGUGCGAAAUGUGGUGCUGCUCAGUUUGUCCAUAUCCAUCACCGUGGCUGUGAUUGUCUUCCUUGGACUGUUUGCUUUUUCUUACUGGAAAAGGUCAACAAGGAAGGACCCAAUUUCCCAUGAGUGUUAAGGAAACCCCUGAUGACUCACUAGCUGUUUUGCUCCUUUUCUCAAAUGCACACACAAGCAGAGUAACGUGCCCUUCCAUUUUUAUAUUCCCAUUUCAGCAAAACUUAAAAUAUGUGGAAUUACAUUCAAUUAAAUUGCUAAACACAGUGUCACUUACCUGCAUUAUGUGUAAUCCCAAUAAAGAGGACUCAGGAAUCUGAGACGCUGUACAAC